AUGUCCACCAAAACAAUCCUCCUCGGCACUGUCGCCUUCCUCACUCUCGCAACUGUCUACCUCACCCACUCUUCCUACCCCUACCCCUCCCAAACCAUGCAAUCCAUUCCCACCGUCACCCCCACAGUAUCCCUCUCCACCAUAUCCUCCCACCCUCCACAGCUCCGCAUCACGCUACACAACCCGUCCCCCAACCCUCUCACCUUCAUCCGAUACAACUCCCCUCUCGACCCCGAUAUCCUCACUCUCGGCCUCGUGCGUAUCACGUCACUCGACGGGGAAGACGUGUCGAUCGUGGCCGUCCACCUCAACCGCAUGUGGCCACCGGACGAGGCGGAUAUCGUGGAGCUGGGGCCGGGGAAUGAAGAACGUCAGGUGGUGGGGCUGGCAGAGCCCGGGGUCGAGUUGGAGGCGGGGAGGAAGUAUCUGGUUUGGGUGGAGGGGAGCUGGAUGGGAUUGUGGGGGAAGGGGAAGGCGGAGGUGGCGGAGGAAGAGGUUGAGAGCGCGGGGGUCGUGGGUGGGAAGACAAGAUGGAGGAGUGAAGAGGUGGUGCUGAGGAUCUAG
Eremomyces bilateralis CBS 781.70 is the source of this 564-nucleotide messenger RNA. RefSeq lists its product as uncharacterized. The coding region runs from base 1 to 564 and encodes 187 amino acids. The record is from RefSeq and is a predicted model, not a curated record. NCBI's taxonomy places the organism in Eukaryota, Fungi, Ascomycota, Dothideomycetes, Eremomycetales, Eremomycetaceae. The transcript has a single exon.